ACUUAUUCAGGGUGAAAAAUACAAAUUUGCUACCAAUCACAAUUCAGUCCAAUGUGUGUACAUUAUUUAAAUCUUAAGUCGUAUAUAGUUCACAAUGAACUAGCUCUACUUAUCUUCAAAGUUCAAAACACAACUCAAUGAGGUAAUUGUUCAUUAUAUAUUUGGUAUAUGCCCUCACAUAUGUCAUUUCAUAAAAUUUAAGGAAGAAGAGAGAGACAUGGGGAAGAAAUGUGAAGUAAAGCUUCAUGGUAUGUGGGCUAGUUCUUACUCAAAGAGAGUAGAAAUGGCCCUUAAAGUUAAAGGCAUACCUUAUGAAUAUAUUGAAGAAGAUUUGAGCAAUAAGAGCCAUUUGCUCCUCACCUGCAACCCUGUUCAUAAGAAGAUCCCACUACUCGUUCACAAUGAAAAGCCCAUUGUUGAGUCAUAUAUCAUCCUUGAAUAUAUCGAUGAAACCUGGAAAAAUUCUCCUAGACUUUUUCCAGAAGAUCCUUAUGAAAGAGCCAAAGUACGGUUUUGGGCUAAUUAUAUUCAACAACAGAUGAUCGAGAGCAAGUCUCGAGUAAUAAUGAGUGAUGGGGAAACACAAGUGAAAGAAUCCAAAGAAUACAUAGAGAAACAGAAAGUACUGGAGGAAGGAGUCAAGGAUUUCUUCAAAGGAGAUGGUCCUUACACAAAUGGCCAGAAUUUAGGGGUGCUGGACAUUUUGACAGUUGCAACAUUGGGUUUCUACGAAGUUCAAGAACAAGUAUUUGGUGUGAAAUUCAUGGACCCAGAAAUGACACCGUUUCUCUACUCAUGGGUCACAGAAGUGAACGAACAUCCGGUGGUGAAAGAGGUGUCACCUCCUCUUGACAAGAUCAUGGGAUUCCUUUUGUAUUUCAAACAGAAUAGGCCUAUAUAUUCAAACAAAUGAAGACAUACACAUGUGUGUGAAAGUCUGGUAGAAGUGGUUGUGUGUGGUAUUGAAGGCAUUACUGGGGUAAUUUGUCUAAUACCUUCUUUUGCUUAACCACCCAAAUUGCAGAUGAAUUGGCCUGGUUCGGUUUAAUGUAAAAAUACAUGAAUAAAUUGUUUGGACUCGCUAAUGGAGGAAUGUCAUACCAAGUGAAAAUGAAAUAUGAAUGCAUUGUUCCACCUGCAAGGUUUCAGGGAACAAAUCCCUCGCAACAAGAACCUUGUUCCUCAAAAAAUCAAUUAAAGCAAACAAAUGAGAAUAAGUAAAGCUUGAUCAUAA
Molecule: messenger RNA, 1234 nt
Organism: Cannabis sativa
Lineage: Eukaryota; Viridiplantae; Streptophyta; Magnoliopsida; Rosales; Cannabaceae
Product: glutathione S-transferase U10
Exons: 2
Coding region: 218-913 (231 amino acids)
Biological process (GO): glutathione metabolic process
Cellular component (GO): cytoplasm
Molecular function (GO): glutathione transferase activity
Source: RefSeq, a predicted model, not a curated record